This is a messenger RNA of Adineta steineri, 1009 nucleotides long. Lineage: Eukaryota; Metazoa; Rotifera; Eurotatoria; Adinetida; Adinetidae. The record is from the annotation of a GenBank genome assembly.
AUGGGAAAUGAAUGUACUCAAUUCUUAACAAAACGUCUUGCAGACCCAUCACCUUCUUUAGUAUCAUACAAAAGACAUGGAUCAUUACCAAAACAAUCAUCACCAGAUAUUCAUCCAAAAGAUUCUAUAUUGAAACGUAUUGAACAUAAAAAAGGUGAACCAUCAACUUUAUUAUCACAAUAUCGUAAACCUACCAUGAUCGAUAAUUAUAUGAUUAUUUGGUUAGUUUCAAAUAUUGAUGAGAAUGAAAAUAAUAUUAAGUAUCUCAAGAAUAUGUUCAAUUGUUUUCGAGUAUUUACUGAUAUCGAUGAAUUCUUUGCAUUUAUACUUGAUAUGAAAAAAGAAGAAAAAGUCUUUUUGAUAUUAUCUGAUAUAUUUGCUGAGAAGAUUCUUUCAUUUAUUCAUAAGAUGUGUCAAGUACUUGUAAUUUAUAUAAUAUCAAAUAUGAGAUCAAAUAAUGAAGAAUGGAUAAAACAAUAUGACAAAAUCGAAGGUGUAUUCACUAAUGUUGAAUCAAUAUGUAAGAAUGUGGAAGAUAAAGUUCAUUUAUCAGAAAAUGAUAUUCUACCAAAUGAAAUAUUGAAUUCAUCACAAGUUAUUAUUCAAUAUUUGAUUGAAAGAAUUCUUCUUUAUGAAAUGAAGUAUGAUGAAAAUUGUAAAAGCGAUAUGAUUAAUUAUGCUCGUGAACAAUAUCCUGAUGAACUAGAUAUUAUUGGUGAUUUCGAACAAAAUUAUGUACCUUCAAAAGCUGUUUGGUGGUAUACAAGAAAAUGUUUUGUUUAUCAUAUGAUUAAUAAAGCUUUUCAAAUGCAAAAUCUUGAAAUGUUGAUAAAAAUGGGAUUUUUUAUUCGUGAUCUCCACAAACAAAUCAAUGAGUCUUGUGUGAAAAAUGACAAAUCAGAUAUUAAAGUUGUUUAUCGAGGACAAGGAAUAUGUGAGAAUGAUUUAAAACUCAUUAUCAAUAAUCAACAAAAGUUAUUUACAUUUACAAAUUUUCUUUGGACAACAA